CAAAAUGAUGCCAAACAUCUGUAAUCUGUCAAAACAUUUUGAAUUUUUAUUUACCCAACUCAUUUACCUGCAGCCGGUAUUUACGUACUGGAAGUUGUUUAAUUAACGAGUAUUUUCAGAUUUCCAAACAACCACCAGAUUUCCACUAAACCCUUUAACUUAUUUUUCAAGAGUUGUAUACCAACCAAUCACUCGUAUUAUGGCUGAUGAAUUGGAUGUUAUUCCAUCUAUAACAGUUAAGGAACCACUUGAUUUAGUAAGGUUAAGUCUCGAUGAAAAGAUUUAUGUGAAAAUGAGAAAUGACAGAGAAAUAAGAGGACGUCUCCACGCAUAUGAUCAGCAUAUGAAUAUGAUACUAAGCGAUGCAGAGGAAACUAUUACCACUGUUGAAAUUGAUGAAGAAACUUACGAAGAAGUUUAUAAAACUACCAAAAGAAAUAUCCCAAUGCUAUUUGUGCGCGGAGAUGGAGUAAUUUUAGUUUCACCUCCUAUGAGAACUUCAUAAAAUUAAAAUAGUUAGAAGUACUGUUUAAAUAAUUAGGGAAACAUUUAUUUAUGAACCAAUGAUAAAUAAGUGAAUUUAAUAAUUUGUAUUUUAAGAAAUAAAUCUUCUGAAAA
This is a messenger RNA of Sitophilus oryzae (rice weevil), 618 nucleotides long. It is a transcript of the gene LSm3, whose product is annotated as U6 snRNA-associated Sm-like protein LSm3. NCBI's taxonomy places the organism in Eukaryota, Metazoa, Arthropoda, Insecta, Coleoptera, Curculionidae. Gene Ontology annotation, biological process: mRNA splicing, via spliceosome; P-body assembly. Bases 200 to 505 code for a protein of 101 amino acids. The record is from RefSeq and is a predicted model, not a curated record. Gene Ontology annotation, cellular component: U6 snRNP; Lsm1-7-Pat1 complex; catalytic step 2 spliceosome. Gene Ontology annotation, molecular function: RNA binding. The transcript is spliced from 4 exons.